AUGUCGCUUUUCAUUUUGACCGAAACCAGCGCGGGUUACGCCCUGCUGAAGGCCAAGGACAAGAAGCUCUUCAAGAACGAGCUGCCUGAGGAGAUCAGCACUGCUGAGGGUGUCUCGAGCCUGUUCAAGCUCAAGGAAUUCCAGAAGUUCGACAGCGCUGCUACCGCCGUGGAGGAGGCUGUUUCUAUUAGCGAGGGCAAGGUUACCCCCCGUCUUGCGUCGCUCCUGGACCGUGUCAAGGACGAGAAGAAGGUUUCCCUGGCCGUUGCUGACCCCAAACUCGGAAACUCAAUUGGAAAGCUCCCUGGCCUGUCCAUCGAAUGUAUCGCCGACAACAAAACCAACGAUGCCUUCCGUGCCAUUCGUGAAAACCUCACCUCACUUAUCCCCGGCCUGGCGCCCAGCGAUAUGUCUGCCAUGUCCCUUGGUCUUUCUCACUCUCUUGCUCGCCACAAGCUGAAGUUCUCCCCGGAUAAGAUUGACACCAUGAUCGUUCAGGCCAUCGGCCUUCUGGACGACCUGGACAAGGAGCUCAACACUUAUGCCAUGCGUGUUAAGGAAUGGUACGGCUGGCACUUUCCGGAGCUGGCUAAGAUUCUGAAUGACAACAUUGCUUACUCUAAGCUUGUCCUGAAGAUGGGCAUGCGCACCAACUGGGAGACCGUCGAUCUUUCCGAGAUCCUGCCCGAGGAGAUUGAGGGUGCCGUCAAGUCCGCGGCGGAUCGCUCCAUGGGUAGCGAGAUCAACCCCGAGGAUCUCGAGAACAUGCAAGCGCUUGCCACCCUUGUCGUUGGUCUCAACGAGUACCGUCAGGAGCUCGCUGCCUACCUGACUUCCCGCAUGAACGCCAUUGCCCCUAACCUGACUGCUCUUGUCGGUGAGCUUGUUGGUGCCCGUCUUAUUGCUCACGCUGGUAGUCUGUCCAGCCUUUCUAAGAGCCCUGCUUCUACCAUCCAAAUUUUGGGUGCCGAGAAGGCCCUUUUCCGUGCCCUGAAGACCAAGCACGAUACCCCGAAGUACGGUCUGAUCUACCACGCUUCCCUGAUUGGCCAGGCCACUGGUCGCAACAAGGGAAAGAUGGCUCGUAUCCUGGCCGCCAAGGCCUCGCUGGGUCUCCGUGUGGAUGCUCUUGCUGAGUGGGAUGAUGAUGUUACCGAGGAGGACAAGGCCGCUCUCGGUACCGAGGCCCGCUUCAACCUUGAGCGCAAGCUUGCUGCUAUGGAGGGCAAGCCCAUCAAGCCCCGUGGUACUGCUAUUGCCCCCAACGGUGCCCCGGCUCAGAAGUUCGACCUGAAGGAGGCUCGCAAGUACAACGCCGAUGCUGAUGCACUGGCUGAGGAGGAGCCUUCCCCCGCCAAGAAGGACAAGAAGUCCAAGAAGGAAAAGAAGCUGGUGCAGGAGGUUGAGUCCGACGAAGAGAUGGCUGAUGCCGAUUCCGACGACGAGUCUUCAGCAGACGGUACCGACACCGAGCUGGAGAAGAUGGCCAAGAAGGCUGGCCUCAGUGUCAAGCGUUACCAACGCAAGCUCGAACGCGGUGAAAUCACCUUCGAUGCCUCUGGCAACCCCUCAGCGGUUAGCAAGAAGGAUAUGAAGAAGGCUAAGAAGGAAUCCAAGAAGGCCAACAAAGAGGACGGCAAGAAGCGCAAGCGCUCCGACGACGCUGAUGACGAGAAAAAGAAGAAGAAGAAGAACAAGGGCGAGUAA
Penicillium argentinense is the source of this 1707-nucleotide messenger RNA. It is a transcript of the gene nop58, whose product is annotated as RNA-processing protein NOP58. NCBI's taxonomy places the organism in Eukaryota, Fungi, Ascomycota, Eurotiomycetes, Eurotiales, Aspergillaceae. The coding region runs from base 1 to 1707 and encodes 568 amino acids. Gene Ontology annotation, molecular function: snoRNA binding. The transcript has 3 exons. The record is from RefSeq and is a predicted model, not a curated record. Gene Ontology annotation, cellular component: box C/D methylation guide snoRNP complex; small-subunit processome.